AUGAAAUUCCUCGUCUGCAUCUGCUUGGCUCUUUGCGUGGCCGCUGCCCAGGCUCAUGUUGUGGCUCCUGUUGCCUAUGCCGCUGCCCCGGCCCUGACCUACGCAGCCGCUGCACCUGUUGCGACAUACGCCGCUGCCUUGCCACGUGCCUAUUCCGCAUACUCAACCUACGCCGCUCCCUCCGUCUACUCUGCCUCAUAUGUGGCACCAUCGGUUUACUCCGCAUACGCUGCCCCCGUUGCCACCUAUGCCGCUGCACCCGCUGUUGUGUCCACACUAUUGAAGAAGUAA
Messenger RNA from Scaptodrosophila lebanonensis, 291 nucleotides. Its product is annotated as cuticle protein 16.5. The record is from RefSeq and is a predicted model, not a curated record. NCBI's taxonomy places the organism in Eukaryota, Metazoa, Arthropoda, Insecta, Diptera, Drosophilidae. The transcript has 2 exons. Bases 1 to 291 code for a protein of 96 amino acids.